AUGGAGAAACCUAUUGGAGAGAUUUUAGUAGUGCCAUUUUUUGGGCAAGGCCAUAUCUUGCCACUAAUUGAGCUUUGCAAAAAACUCUCCUCUUUUUAUAUUAAAACUACGUUUGUUCUUUCUAUCGAUAUCUCCUCCUUCAUUUCCUCUUCCUUAGUCCACCACCCGUUAGUCAACGUCGUGAACGUUGAUGCUCCGAUACCGGAACCUCUUCGCCCCGAAAUUAAAUUCGACCCGCAACCUAUUAUGUUGCAUUACAAGCAAAUGAGACAAGGUGUAGAAUCAAUUUUGAUAUCUAAUUAUAACAUAGCCAAAAAUAAUAACUUGAAAAUUAAUUGUGCUAUAGUUGAUAUCAUGAUGUUGCCAUAUUUGGGAGAUGUUUUCACCAAAUUUCAAGUGCCUAUUGUGGCUUUCUCCCCUUUUAGUGCUGCUUCCCUCGCCAUGGAUUAUGCUGCUUGGAAAGCUGAUGUAGAGUUCGUCAAACCAGGUGAAACUCGGUUACUUCCGGAUUUACCCGAUGAAAUGUCCAUGGAUUAUGAUGAUAUAGUAAGGAGAUACUAUAGCUCAUCAGAGGAACCAUUAAUUGGUACCAAGAAGAAAUCUUUUCCAACACAACCUGGUGAUGAGCCACUAUGGGUCCAAGAGGUAAAGGUUACAAUUGCCAUUCUUGUGAACACAUAUGAUGAACUAGAGCAUACAUUCUUGGAAUAUUUAGCAAAACAAACAAGACUUCCAAUUUAUGGAAUUGGCCUUCUUCCAGAAAAAUUCUGGACACUUGCUGCCACUAAAUCCCUAAUUCAUGACAAAGACAUUAGAACAAUUAAUAAUUCAAGUCAAAAAUCAAAUUAUUCAGAAGAUGAAAUACUCAAUUGGUUAGAGAAAAAAUCUCCAAAUUCAGUAAUUUACAUUUCUUUUGGUAGUGAACUUAUGCCAACUUUACAAGAACAUGAAGAAAUUUCAAAGGCACUAGAAGAGAGUUCAAGCCAAAAUUUCAUAUGGGUAAUUUCCAAGAAUCAAGAUUAUUAUCCUAAUGGCUUAGAAAAUAAAGUUGGGAAAAGGGGUUUGGUUAUACAUGGAUGGGCCCCACAAUUGUUGAUUUUAAGUCAUCCGUCAACUAGCGGAUGCAUGUUUCACUGUGGAUGGAAUUCGAUUAUGGAAGCGAUCGGACAAGGGGUCCCUUUAUUGGCAUGGCCAAUUAGGGGUGAUAAUUUUUAUAAUGCAAAAUCAAUUGUGUGUCAUCUCAAGAUUGGUCACAUGGUAUCAUCAAUUAGAGAAAAUAUUGGGUUGAGAAAGAUUAAGAAGGAAGAGAUAAUACAAGGGAUUAAGGGAUUAAUGGAGGAUAAACAAGUUCAUAAUAGAGUUAAAGAGUUGAGUGAAAAAUUUAGAAAUGCUAAUUUUCCAGUUGGUUCAACUUCUGCUUUGCAUGAUUUCAAGGAUUUUAUUAUGCAAAAGCAAAGUGAUGAUUGA
Messenger RNA from Solanum dulcamara, 1467 nucleotides. Its product is annotated as scopoletin glucosyltransferase-like. The coding region runs from base 1 to 1467 and encodes 488 amino acids. Lineage: Eukaryota; Viridiplantae; Streptophyta; Magnoliopsida; Solanales; Solanaceae. Gene Ontology annotation, molecular function: UDP-glycosyltransferase activity. The record is from RefSeq and is a predicted model, not a curated record. The transcript has 3 exons.